AUGUUCGCAGACUACGUCAACACUGUCAAAACAGACUACGAGCACCAGAUCGCACAACUGGAGAAACAGGUGACUGCCCUUAAGAUGGGUGAGCAAGUGGAUUCCAUAUCUGUCACAGACCCUCGGGAGAACCUGCCGACAUUCCCACUCCCCAUUCAACGACAGAAGUUUCUUGAACUUGUUGAUCGGGACAAGACCAACCAGAUCUACGUGUAUUCGGGUGAAGUGACCGAAUCGCCUGCAUUGUGGGCCAGCAGAAUAGAGAACAUCAUGAAGACGUUCAACUUCUCGACAUGCAUUUUGGAAACUAGUCAGGUGGUCUCAAAACUACUUGGAGGAAAAGCGCUGCUUCUCUACAGGAAACAGAAGAACCAGGUGCUUCCAUGGGUGGAGUUGAAACGGCUGGUUCACACGCUUGAUAAGCCCGUAUUGAGAAGUAUCGCAGUGCACAAGGAACUGGCAAAGCUGGAAGAUACAGAUCUACCGAUAGAGUACAGGAUAAAGAUGAUCCGGCACUGGGAACCCCAGCUGGACCCCAGUCCUCUGGGUGACCGGGUAGUGGAGGUAAUUAGGAUCAUUCCUGAGAAGGAGGCGGAUAUCAUGAAGGCAGUGGAGGGAGGCAUCAGCAGCUUUGAUCAACUCUUGGGAAUUAUGGGACCAAAAGAUGAGAGUAGCCAUCAGCCUCAGAAGGCGGAGGAACAACCGCCAGUGCUAUCGUACAAGCAGAAGCGGGCAGCAAAGGAUGUCAGAGACAAGACUUGUACGUAUUGUCAUAAGGAGGGUCACAAAUCCAGUCAAUGCUUCAAGCGUCCCAAAAGAUGA
Yarrowia lipolytica CLIB122 is the source of this 822-nucleotide messenger RNA. RefSeq lists its product as uncharacterized. The record is from RefSeq and is a predicted model, not a curated record. Lineage: Eukaryota; Fungi; Ascomycota; Dipodascomycetes; Dipodascales.